This is a messenger RNA of Penicillium cinerascens, 1884 nucleotides long. RefSeq lists its product as uncharacterized. Gene Ontology annotation, molecular function: DNA-binding transcription factor activity, RNA polymerase II-specific; zinc ion binding; transcription cis-regulatory region binding. NCBI's taxonomy places the organism in Eukaryota, Fungi, Ascomycota, Eurotiomycetes, Eurotiales, Aspergillaceae. The record is from RefSeq and is a predicted model, not a curated record. Gene Ontology annotation, cellular component: nucleus. The coding region runs from base 1 to 1884 and encodes 627 amino acids. Gene Ontology annotation, biological process: positive regulation of transcription by RNA polymerase II. The transcript has 2 exons.
AUGUCGUCCAUUCAAACUAAGGCGAUAGGGGUACAAAAGCGGCAGAAGAACCCGAAUCGUUGCAAGCCGAAAUCCAAAGGCGGCUGCCAAAGGUGCAAGCAGCGGAGACGUAGAUGUGAUGAGACAAGACCCAGUUGUCAAGAAUGCGUGAGAAAGGGUUUUGAAUGCCCUGGGUAUCAGAAAAAGCCGCUCCAGUGGCGAUACGUUUUCCACGAAAGCGAGGAAGAGGCUUCACCAGAAAAGGAGACCAUUUCUUUUGUAAAGCCGCAGCCUGAUAUCCAAGUACGGGAAGAAGAUCAGGUUGAGCAUGCACAGGAGCUGCAAGACCUCUGGGAUGAGGCCAACUCAACAUUAUUCAACCAAUUACCGGGCUUCGAUGCCUCGGUGAAUAUCUGGGAAAAGAACCAGACUGGAUCAAAUGAAACAUCAAUUGUGAAAGAUGGUUCCCAAUCAGACAGUCUGGCAAUACUGCACCGUCGCCUGGCAAACCUCCCAAUACCGUCCUUUCUCAUCCACACGCCGGCCAUCUUAGUACAAUAUUAUUUUGACUACGUCUGCAAGUCAUGGUCAUCGUUUGAUUCGCCACUAAACCCUUUCAGGAUUAUAGUCAGUCGCCUAUGGAGCCGGAAUGCGGCUAUUUACUAUGCGAUUCAAAGCAUGGCCGCGGCAUCGCUAGCCAACGACUUCCCUGGGAUGAGAGCGAUCGGAAUCCAAACGCAGCACCAGGCAAUUGCGUGUCUUAGGAACAACCCGAGAGUAGGAAUGCUACACCGGGACAAUCAAGAUGACGAGUUCUUCUUGGCUCUCCUCAUGAUCGGAUGCACGACAUCUUGGCACAACGCGGCUGAUUUGGGGCUGGAAUAUCUGAAAGAGGCCAAAGACUAUCUCGGACAACAGCAAAGUGUGUGCCAGAAUCCCGAAUCAACGCUUGCCAAGCAAUAUCCAUUGUUCCAGCAGUGUCUUAUGUAUUGGAACAUGUUAGCUGCCUUUGUGGCAGAGGACUCCUUGCUUCUGAAUGGAGAGAGCGUCCUGGAGAGACCCGACUCGGAGACAUCUGUCUAUCUGGUAGAUGGCCAGGCUCUCCCUCACCCAUGGACCGGGCCGCUAUCCAAAGCACUGAGCAUAUUUUCCCAGACUGCACGAGUAAUCCGAGCCGCGCGGAUCUCAUCUCGAACGCGUGGGAAUGACAUCGAUCUCACACUUUUCGACUUUGAUUCCUUGGUUGAGGAGCUUGACCUACAAAAGGAUGCUGGGCAUCUCGAAGACGAGAUUCUGUUCACUGGUCUCUCAUCUUUCUGUGGGCCCGUUGACACCGGAGAUACAGACACGCCUCCUGCUCAUUUCAUAACUCUGGCGGAGGCCUAUCGGUGUGCCGCUCUCCUGCAAAUCUACCACGUCUUUCCGGAUAUCCUAGAAGAGCGGUUCCGCCUAAAUGAGAGACCCGGGAUUGAGGUCCCGGCAUUAUUCCUACUCCUGUUCCCGAGGAGAGAGAACUCUCUAGUCCCAUCCGUUGAAGAAGCCCGUCGCAUCCUAGCACUACAUGUUGUGUCACUCCUGGACCAACUCCCCUCAACAUCAGGAACCAGGUGUAUGCACCCCGUUCUUCUGGCUUGCAUUUCUAGCGAUCUUGUAUUUUCCAAUCAAUCUUUGCUCGGCCCCGCUGCGAAUGCGAUUUCUUGCCUUAAUACUCUGGAUAUUGAGAUUGCACAGGCUAGACGGAAGAUUAGCUUGUGGUUGUCAGAGCUCAGUUUGAUUCUUCCGAAGCUACGAUUGCAACGUGUAGCAAAGAUUGUGCAUGGGACUUGGGAUCGGGCAGACUGUGGGAUGGGCCAGUACUGGCUGGAUACAAUGAUUGAUCGGAACCUUGAGACUAUUAUGGGAUGA